CCUUCGUGGUGUUGAAUUGGUUCUGAGCAAAAUGAAAUUCCUGAUCGCAUUCGCCCUGGUGGCCGUCGCCAGUGCAGAUGUCUCCCAUCUGUUCUCGCACAGCAACAACCUGCAGGAUGAUGGCUACCACUACGCCCCACCCCGCGCUCCCGUCGUCAUCGAUGUGCCCUACGUGCCACAUGAGUCUGCCCCAGUAGUGGUCUACGAGGCCCCCAAGCCCAAGCCCACUCCCGCCCGUCCCGUCUACACCGCUCCUCCAGCUGGUGUCCUGAAGGACGAUGGCUACCACUACGGCCAGCCCUCUGUAAAAUUCGAGGUCGCCGCUCCUCCACCAAAGGUUGAGUACCUGCCUCCUCCCCCAACCAAGAAGGUGUACGUUGCUCCCCCGGUGUACGUGCCACCUCCAACCAAGAAGGUCGUCUACACCCCACCCCCACCACCACCACCACCGAAGAAGGUCGUCGUCUACACCCCACCCCCACCACCACCACCAGUGUACGUGCCUCCCCCAACCAAGAAGGUCGUCGUCUACACUCCACCCCCACCACCACCACCGAAGAAGGUUGUCUACACCCCACCCCCAACUGGAAUCCUGAAGGACGACGGAUACCACUACGGCCAGCCCUCUGUGAAAUUCGAGGUUUCCGCUCCUCCCCCAAAGGUUGAGUACCUGCCUCCCCCACCAACCAAGAAGGUCGUCUACACUCCACCCCCACCACCACCACCAACCAAGAAGGUCGUCGUCUACACCCCACCCCCACCACCACCACCAGUGUACGUCCCACCUCCAACCAAGAAGGUCGUCUACACCCCACCCCCACCACCACCACCGAAGAAGGUCGUCUACACCCCUCCCCCAACUGGAAUCUUGAAGGACGACGGUUACCACUACGGUCAGCCCUCCGUGAAGUUCGAGGUGUCGGCUCCUCCCCCACCAAAGGUUGAAUACCUGCCUCCCCCACCAACCAAGAAGGUGUACGUUGCUCCCCCAGUCUACGUGCCACCUCCAACCAAGAAGGUCGUCUACACCCCACCCCCCACCACCACCACCGAAGAAGGUUGUCGUCUACACCCCACCCCCACCACCACCACCAGUGUACGUGCCUCCCCCAACCAAGAAGGUCGUCGUCUACACCCCACCCCCACCACCACCACCGACCAAGAAGGUUUACGUGGCCCCCAAGGUCGAGUACCUGCCUCCCGUCCAGAAGGGAUACAGCUACCCCAACGACCCCCAGCCCGCGUUCAACUUCUAGGCUCUCGAAGCUAAUUGUAAAUACACAGAUUAAGUAUUAGCCAUAUUUGAGAACGAAUUGUGAAUGAGUGGUCUGGUCUUUCGCAGGAAAGCCGAAUCCACUUGAAAUAACCGUGAAAAUAAAAGUCUUUCGAUUUUAAAAA
Molecule: messenger RNA, 1398 nt
Organism: Drosophila eugracilis
Lineage: Eukaryota; Metazoa; Arthropoda; Insecta; Diptera; Drosophilidae
Product: extensin-3
Exons: 2
Coding region: 32-1270 (412 amino acids)
Source: RefSeq, a predicted model, not a curated record